GGUGGGGAUAAUGACUGGGCCUGCUGGGCUGAGGGCUGCCGGUUUGACUCUUCAGGGGUUGAGCGGGUGGUAGCAGAGGGGAGCAGCUUGGGACAGGGGAGGAAGUAGGCAGAAGGGAGGAUCUUUGUCUGUCUAGAGGCCAGGGGAUACAAGAGCAAGCUGUGUACCUUUGUCUUCCUGUCUGCCCACCUGCUUUCUUUCCUGGGCCUUGUUUCCAGGUCCAUAUUAAUCUCUGGGCACAGAGCAGGAUGGGUCCCCAUCUGUACCCAGGAGGCCCCUGGUGGGGCAGGAGGUAGUCCCUGCUGCUUGGGAGAGCUGGAGCACUGAGGUCCCUAUAGGGACCACCAGUUUUAGCUGGGUCGGGGGAGUCUUUAAGGAGGAGGUGGGCCAAGCCAGGGCAGGGGAAGGGUGUCGGCUGGUGAAGGAGGUGGUGCUGGGCAUUUCUAAGCCCGUGAAUGCCUGACAGGGGACACCCAUGAAAGGCACUGGCUCUCUCAUCAUGGUUGGAGGUUCCGGCCUGUGCGGGGUGUUUGGGGUGGGAAAUGAGGCUGGAGGGGAGGCGGGGGCCCUGAAUGCUGGGCUGGGACCCCGGAGGGUGUGUGAGGAGAGAGGCGGAGAGGUUGGGGCCCGCUCUGCCACUGCUCACCAGGGACCAGGGACAGGCCACACUGCCCAUCGCUUCUUCUUAAGGUGGGCUCUCCUCGCCAAAAAAGGAUACCAGGAGCGAGAUCUGGACCCUCAGAUUUCCGUCAUCACCAAACUCAAAGGGGUUUCGGUGACCCAGAUCGAGGAGCUGGGUAACCGGCUGUGGGACGUGGCGGACUUUGUGAAGCCACCGCAGAUCGUGCACAGCCUCAGUUUCUACUUUUAUCCUGCCAAUGCCAUAACUGUAGCCCCCGUGACCACCUGUCCCGAGUGCAGCCGUCUCCUGGGUGCACACCCACCACAUCCAAAGAGAAAUCAUCUCCCUCUGCCGGUAUGGCCUCUUUUCAUCCAGUGAGGGCCAAA
Messenger RNA from Ailuropoda melanoleuca (giant panda), 1008 nucleotides. RefSeq names its product P2X purinoceptor 6. Gene Ontology annotation, biological process: calcium ion transmembrane transport. The record is from RefSeq and is a predicted model, not a curated record. Lineage: Eukaryota; Metazoa; Chordata; Mammalia; Carnivora; Ursidae. Bases 476 to 1000 code for a protein of 174 amino acids. The transcript has 2 exons. Gene Ontology annotation, cellular component: cell junction; plasma membrane. Gene Ontology annotation, molecular function: extracellularly ATP-gated monoatomic cation channel activity.